Chenopodium quinoa (quinoa) is the source of this 1618-nucleotide messenger RNA. RefSeq names its product zinc transporter 6, chloroplastic-like. Gene Ontology annotation, biological process: zinc ion transmembrane transport. Gene Ontology annotation, molecular function: zinc ion transmembrane transporter activity. Bases 395 to 1444 code for a protein of 349 amino acids. The transcript is spliced from 2 exons. The record is from RefSeq and is a predicted model, not a curated record. Gene Ontology annotation, cellular component: plasma membrane. Lineage: Eukaryota; Viridiplantae; Streptophyta; Magnoliopsida; Caryophyllales; Amaranthaceae.
CAUAAUUACAAAAAAGUCCAUGAAUAAAAGAACCCAAUAAAACAAAGUUGACAUCAUCAUGUACACAUAAAAACAUGUUACUUAUAAACUCAAUGGAAAUCACACACAUCAAACCAAUAAAACCCAACACCAACCUACACAAACACAACACCACCCAAAAUAAUACACCACCCAAAAUAAUAAAAAGCCCAAUAAUUUGGCAUACAUUUUCCACUUCAUCCUUAAUUAAAAACCGCUCUCUUAAACCCGACCCCACCUCCAUUAAAAUCCAACUUCCUUCCUCUCUUCAUUUAACCCCUUUUUCCACGGCUAACAUUCACUCUUUCUUUCUUCAUCUUCUUCUUCUUCACUUCUUCUUCCUCCACCUUUUUCUCUCUCAUCACGUGACUUCCUCAUGCCGACGUGCGGCGAUGUAAACGCGGUGGCGCGUGCUCUCAAGUGCCGUAACAGCACGUCGGCAGCUCACAUAAAGCUUCUCUCCACUCUCGUCAUAUUCGCUACAAGCGUCGCCGGAAUUUCAUUCCCAGUUGUUCUUGCGAAAUCCUUCGCCGGAAAACCAGCCUACGACAGGGCUACUUUAGUAAUUAAGUGUUACGCUGCAGGGGUAAUCUUGUCAACUUCACUCGUGCAUGUCCUACCCGACGCCUUCGACGCGUUGGGUGACUGCGUGGUUGCCACGCGCCACCCUUGGAAGGACUUUCCCUUCGCGGGGCUCGUAACGCUUAUCGGGGCGCUACUGGCUUUACUUGUUGAUCUCGCGGCGAAUUCCUCCCACGCGGAGGUACACGCGCGUGGGGGGUAUACGCAGCUGGAUGCCCCCCACUGCCACGGUGGCAGUGGGGAAGGGAAGGUGGAGAUGGUGGUGGUGGUGAGGGAGAAUGGUGACGUGGUGGAGGAGAGAGAGAGUGAGAAGGUGGCGGCGGCCGAGGCGGCCGAGGAAGAGGCAAGGGAGAAAAUGAGGCAGAGGAUGGUGUCACAAGUGUUGGAGAUAGGAAUAAUAUUUCAUUCGGUGAUCAUUGGGGUGACCAUGGGUAUGUCACAAAAUGUUUGUACAAUAAAACCACUUGUUGCUGCUCUUUCUUUUCAUCAAAUUUUUGAAGGCAUGGGACUUGGUGGUUGCAUUGCUCAGGCAGGAUUCAGCUUCAAGACAACAGCCUAUAUGUGCUUCAUGUUUUCAGUAACGACGCCAGUGGGGAUAAUUUUGGGGAUGAUAAUUUUUGCGCUGACAGGGUACGAUGACAGCAGUGCUAACGCGUUGAUUUCUGAGGGUUUGCUAGGUUCACUAUCAUCCGGUAUACUCAUAUACAUGGCUCUAGUCGACCUAAUAUCUGCAGAUUUCUUCCAUAACAAGUUGAUGAGCUCAGAGACGAAGAUGAAAAAGGGUUGUUAUAUUGCUCUGGUUCUUGGUUCUGCUUCUAUGUCAAUACUUGCUCUUUGGGCUUGAAAAUUUUGUGCAUAUUUGUAACUCAUGUAAGAAUGUACUUGUACCUGUGGUAAAUUUGAUUAUGCUAGAAAUAGAUCUCCUUGCACUCGUAAAUUAUACUACAUACAAAGUACUAUGAUCUACGGUGUUGUUAGGCUUGUCAAUAGUUUGGUAAUUGAGCCUUAAUUUGGUGCC